Suhomyces tanzawaensis NRRL Y-17324 is the source of this 369-nucleotide messenger RNA. RefSeq lists its product as uncharacterized. The transcript has a single exon. The record is from RefSeq and is a predicted model, not a curated record. The coding region runs from base 1 to 369 and encodes 122 amino acids. NCBI's taxonomy places the organism in Eukaryota, Fungi, Ascomycota, Pichiomycetes, Serinales, Debaryomycetaceae.
AUGAGUACCAACGAAGCCCCAUUAGAUCCUCUUGCUCCAAAGGAUAAAGGAGAAGGCUCCCGUGUGAGUGGAAAGGAGUGGAAGGUCAAGAAGGGUGCAUUCCGUGUUAAAACAUUUAGUGUCAAGAAGUCACCUUUCCAGCAAAGAGAAGAAAAGAGGCUCCAGGAAGAACAGUUCAAACAGAGACUCAAGGACCUCCAGGACGAAAAGGAGAGCAUCAAACAGUCCAGAAUCGCCGACUUGAAGAGAAGAAGAGAGAUCAAGGAAGAAAAGGAGAGACACGAGAGAAUCGCUGCUAAGAUGAGUGCUAAGAAGGCGGAGAGAUUGAGAAAGAAGGAGAAGAGAAACAAAUUGUUGAAGGAGCGUUAA